Molecule: messenger RNA, 985 nt
Organism: Balearica regulorum gibbericeps (East African grey crowned-crane)
Lineage: Eukaryota; Metazoa; Chordata; Aves; Gruiformes; Gruidae
Source: RefSeq, a predicted model, not a curated record
AGAUGUUUCCCACUGGGCUCUGGCUCUAGGAUGUUGGAGAACCGAGAGGAAGAGCUGACCACGGUGCGUGUUCAGGACCCCCGAGUGCAGAACGAAGGCUCCUGGAACUCCUAUGUGGAUUAUAAAAUCUUCCUCCACACUAACAGCAAGGCCUUUACUGCCAAGACCUCAUGCGUGCGGCGCCGGUACCGUGAAUUCGUGUGGCUGAGGAGGCAGCUCCAGAAGAAUGCUGGCUUGGUGCCUGUCCCAGAGCUGCCCGGGAAAUCCACCUUCUUUGUGGGCAGCACGGAUGAAUUCAUCGAGAAGCGGAGACAGGGGCUCCAGCAGUUCCUGGAGAAGGUUGUGCAGAACGUGGUCCUCCUCUCCGACAGCCGGCUGCACCUUUUCCUGCAGAGCCAGCUCUCGAUACCCGAGAUAGAGGCGUGCGUGCAAGGCCAGGGCUCGCAGACAGUAACAGAAGCCAUCCUGCAUUACGCCAUGUCCAACUGCGGCUGGGUGCAGGAGGAAGAGAGCCGCCCUGCGCUGCUGCCAGGAGGGGACCUGCAUGGCAGCUGUGCCGGCCUGGGAAGCCCGCAGGGUCCGAGCUGCCUGGAGACCUUCCCAUACUGGAGCGACUUUGGCAUGGACGAUGCGCACUCGGACAGUCCGGAUGAGCCAGCUGAGCCCUUGGGCGGACGGCGUGAGAUGCAGUAAGGGCUCUAGCGACCUCACCUGCCUUCCCUGGGACCUGCAGCCCUCGCUGGAAGAGGGACCGCUGCUGAGCCGGAGGGAUGUCCAAGCUGGUGGGACUGGGACUGCCCUGGGAACAUGACCUUGUCCGGGGCUCACAUGCUCUCUCCCUGCUGACUCUUGACUGUCCUUGAUGUCCCAGGCAGUGUGUUGUAUCGCUCUUCUCUUUGGAGAAGAGCCCUAGUGGUUAGUGAAGCCUGUGUUUGUUGUUCCCAUGGCCUUUGCUCUCUGACUGGAGCAGUAGCGGGGCUCGGUU